Molecule: messenger RNA, 4212 nt
Organism: Somion occarium
Lineage: Eukaryota; Fungi; Basidiomycota; Agaricomycetes; Polyporales; Cerrenaceae
Source: the annotation of a GenBank genome assembly
ACUGUGCGUUACUGUGCGUAUGGUCUAGCCCAGCAGUGUUUAGUCAGGACUAUUAGUUUCCGGAACCGAGUCGUCGGGAUAUCAUGUGAGAUCGGAGUGUGCCGGAAUAAAGCUAACCCAGCAGACGCAGGCAGGAGGAGUAAGCUUGUAACGACAAUGGGGACGAUUUGGAGAGAGACAGGCAUGGACGGUGGUGUAGGUGACGAGAGAGAAUUGAAUUGUCUCCACGGAUGCAAGAGGAAAGGGAGGGAGGUGCAUGUAGAAGAGGGAGCCGAAAGCGAUGACGUAGUUGUUUUAGAGUGACGGCAUGUGAAGCUGACACGGAUUAGAGAGGUUCGAUCUUGCUGCAGUCCGUGUCGCGCCCCCUGACUCGAGUUUAAAUUGCAAACAAGAAACAACAGUCUUGUUAUGUCCACUAUCAAGAAGGUCCUGCACAAGGUCGCACCUAGCAUACACUCCAACCGCUCUUCCUCGCGUUCUCCUUCUCCCUCGGCCCGCCAGAACCACGACGUCGAGAAAGAGCCCAAAGUCGAGAAGGAGCCCAAAGUCGAGAAGGAGCCCAAAGUCUCGCCUCUUUCUGCGACUGCCCCUGACGGCCAAGCUAAUGGUCAUGUUGGCUUUAACAAUGGUUCUGUCCCCAGAGAUACCACUGCUCCUCGCACUCGCGGCAGGUCCAAGCGUCGCUCUCGUUCCCGCUCCAAGUCCCGUCCUCGCGACGUCUCUAUACGCUCAGAUGGCACUUACCGCAGUAGACGUCUUUCUUUCUCCGAGCUCAAGGCGGAGCGCAGGACUGAGCGCGAGGAAAAGGAAGAGGAAGAGUCCUCUGCCAGGAGGGAAAAGCAUAGACUUCUGCGUGACCUGGACCCUCUUAAAGACCACUAUGGUGACCUUCCCUUGAACAUGUCCCAGCAGAAAUCCGAACGCCGCCUUGAUGCGCUCAAUGAUAUCGUAAACAAGAAUCCUGGAGACAAGGUCUCCUUUCGUGCUCGUGUACACCACACCCGCCCCCUCGGCGCCAAGAUUGUGUUCAUUAUCCUUCGAAGUCAGAUGACUACCGUACAAGGCCUCCUUGCAGAGCAGGACGGCCUCGUCUCCCAGAAUAUGGUCCGUUGGGGUGAAGGUAUCAGCCGCGAGUCCAUUGUCCUCGUCGAAGGUACCGUCCAGAUACCCCCUGCAGACCAAGAAGUGGUCAAGAGCACCAGCAUACACCAGUUUGAAAUCAAGAUUGAGAGGCUCUUUGUCGUUGCCGCCCCUACAUCUCAUUUGCCAUUUCAAGUCGACGAUAUCUCGAGACCCCACGAACAUGGCCCUCCCAAGGUCGGCGAUCGCACUCGUUUGCAGAACCGUGCGCUCGAUCUACGCGCUCCUGCUUCACAAGCCAUCUUCCGCAUUCGCGCUGGUGUUUGCCAUCUCUUCCGUGAUGUCCUUCUCAAACGCAAUUUCAUCGAAAUCCAAUCCUCCAAGUUCCAAGAAACCUCCACCGAGAGCGGUGCGGCUGUCUUCAAAGUCGACUAUUUCCGACGACCCGCGUUCCUCGCUCAAAGCCCUCAGCUUGCCAAGCAAAUGUGUAUCGCUGCCGACAUGGAGCGAGUCUUUGAAAUCGGUCCCGUGUUUCGUGCCGAGAACUCCAAUACCCAUCGUCACUUGACGGAGUUCACCGGUUUGGAUCUCGAGAUGGCGUUCGAGUCGCAUUAUGAUGAAGUCCUCGACGUCAUCGACGACAUGUUCCUCACCAUCUUCCGCGGACUCAAAGAACAUUACCGGGAUGAGAUCGAAAUUGUCAAGCGACUGUUCCCUCACGAGGACCUUGUCUUCCCGGAGAAGACCGUCCGUCUACUUUACUCCGAGGGUAUCAGAAUGCUCCAGGAAGCUGGCUUCAAGGAGGACGGUAAAGAGAUUACCGACGAAGAUGAUCUCAGUACUGCUGCUGAGAGGACCCUCGGUCACCUUGUCAAGGAAAAGUACAACACCGACUAUUACAUUCUUAACAAAUUCCCCUCGAGUGUUCGCCCCUUCUACACUAUGCCUGAUCCCGAGAACCCGAAAUUCUCCAACUCUUUUGAUAUCUUCAUUCGCGGCGAGGAGGUCCUUUCUGGUGGUCAACGUAUUCACAACGCCCCUCUGCUCGAGCAACGCAUGAUCACCUGUGGCGUUGACCCCGACUCCAUGCGUGAUUACGUGAACGGCUUCCGCUGGGGCUGCCCACCUCAUGGUGGAGGAGGAGUUGGUCUCGAACGUGUCGUCAUGCUUUUCCUCAAGCUCGGCGAUGUGAGGUGGGCGACUCUCAUCCCUCGCGAUCCCAGAAGCUUUGCCAUGAACGGUCAAGAUCUUGCUGAAGCAAGUAUGGCUGCCGCCGCCGCCACGGUUCUGCAUGGACCAGAGUCAAAGACAUUUAGUCCCGGUCAACCUCAUGGAGACCUCCCUCCUCUCGAGAACCUCAUCGCGCGGUAUGGUGACGCCACAAAUACAUCCUGGGUCGAUCCUGCCUGGACCGUAUGGCGUGACGAAGCUACCGGCGCAGCAGUCGGUUACAUUCCCUUCAACGGCUACGCUGUCAUUUUCGGCAACCCUCUUUGCGAAACGAAGCAAAUUCCUCGCGUCGUCCGCGCGUUCCUGCAGUACCUCGCCACCCAGACCCUCAAGCCUGUUUGGUGCUGCGUCGACAGGGAGUCGGAAAAGUACCUCGCCAUGGAACUCGGUUGGAGUUCUGUCAUCGCUGUCGCUGAGGAACGACUCAAUCCCAUCGAGGUCGAUCCAGCCAACAACGACAAGACGGUGAGGAGGAAGAUCCAUCGGGCGGAGAGGGAAGGCAUAAAGAUCAUCGAGGUCGAGGGCAAGCCAGACGACGACAUCAAGGCAAAGCUUGACGAGAAGUGCAAAGACUGGGCGGCCAACCGGAAGGGCACUCAGAUUCACUUGACCGGUGUAAGACCCUUCGAUGAUAUGGAGCACCGCAAGUACUUUUACGCUACCGACAAAAAUGGCGAGAUUUGCGCUCUCGUGGUGCUCGCUCAACUCGCACCCAUUCAUGGCUUCCAGAUCAAGUGGGCUCUCGAAUUCCCUGAUGCACCUCUAGGCGCAAUAGAAUAUAUUCUCGCCUCUGUCAUCAAGAAGCUUGGAGACGCAGGUGUUCGUUCAGCAACUUUCGGAGCCGGCGCAACGGGCAGUUUGCGCAGUGUCGAUAACAUUGGUGGUUUCAAGGUACGGACGUUGGAGAAGACCUAUAACGGUAUCUCGCAUACGUUCCAUCUCGCGAGCAAAGGCGACUUCCGUUCCAAGUUUGGAAUUGAGCAGGAUCCUGUGAGUAGUUCGCAGCCAGUUCAUCCCGGGCGUAACAUUGACGGUUCUUUAUGUAGUUGUAUAUCUGCUUCCCUAAAGGUGGUCUCGGUAUUAAAGGGAUCGAAGCCAUCAUGAGUGUACUCCAGAAGCCAAAGUAGACGACUCUUUAGAGUGAACAAUCCCCUUCUACAUCGUACUCUCUCUUCAACUGUACAACAAGAACCUACUGUAUCCAUCCCUUCGGCACUCUCUCUUCGCCUACAAAUCACGCUGUUGUACAACUUGUACUCUAAUCUGAUACCCCAUCGAGUCUUGGUUUGGUAGUCACAUUUAUUCUUGUUCUUGUGACGGGCUUAGUGUAAUUUCGUCACUGUAGAAUAUAGUCAUGUAAUCAAUACCCUAAGACAAUGGAUUGUUUCCUCUGUUUCAUGUCAGCAUGUCGCUAACGAUUUUGAACCGAAGCAUACUGUGGCCUCUCGUCUUCGCCAUCAUUGUGGGAUGUGGGAUCGGGCAGUGUAGCACGGCCGAUUGCGAUCUUUAUGACACGCGAGAAAAAUGUAUUUAUACAGAAAAAUGUAUUAGAAUCAGGGUUAGGAAGCCGUCAGGGAUUAGGGCGAAGUGGACGAGCGUCUGUGGAGGGAAAGCCUAACCUGGUUGAUAUAGAGGAUAAAGGAGUUGAGUAGUUACAAAGUACGCAUGCGGAUUUUGUUGAAGUGGGGAGAUGAUGAUGAGAUAUAUGGUAAGAUGAAGCAGAGAUACGAAAUUGGACAAGUAUGCAGGAUGGGAGAAGAGGUUGAUGUGAAGUACGCAUGCGGAUUUUGUUGAGUGUAUGGGUCAAAGUACAGAUAAGAUAUGAGUAUGGACUCUGGUAAGAGCAAUGUCGAUGGAGUGAUUGAAUUGAUGGAAGCCAUGCAUUAAAUCGAGAAUGUCAAU